Molecule: messenger RNA, 873 nt
Organism: Symbiodinium sp. CCMP2592
Lineage: Eukaryota; Dinophyceae; Suessiales; Symbiodiniaceae
Source: the annotation of a GenBank genome assembly
AUGGCCGACCAGCUGACUGAGGAGCAGAUUGCAGAGUUCAAGGAGGCCUUCUCCCUGUUCGACAAGGAUGGCGAUGGAACCAUCACCACCAAGGAGCUGGGCACCGUGAUGCGCUCUCUGGGCCAGAACCCGACGGAGGCCGAGUUGCAGGACAUGAUCAACGAGGUCGACGCCGAUGGAAACGGCACCAUUGACUUCCCCGAGUUCUUGUCUUUGAUGGCCCGAAAGAUGAAGGACACCGACACGGAGGAAGAGCUCAUCGAGGCAUUCAAGGUCUUCGACCGCGAUGGCAACGGCUUCAUCAGUGCCGCCGAGCUGCGGCACGUGAUGACCAACCUGGGUGAGAAGCUCACGGAUGAGGAGGUCGAUGAGAUGAUCCGUGAGGCUGAUGUUGAUGGUGACGGCCAGAUCAACUAUGAGGAGUUCGUGAAGAUGAUGAUGGCCAAGUGUCGAUGUCCAAAAUCUCGUGUGCAGGAGCAGAUUGCGGAGUUCAAGGAGGCCUUCUCCCUGUUCGACAAGGAUGGCGAUGGAACCAUCACCACCAAGGAGCUGGGCACCGUGAUGCGCUCUCUGGGCCAGAACCCGACGGAGGCCGAGUUGCAGGACAUGAUCAACGAGGUCGACGCCGAUGGAAACGGCACCAUUGACUUCCCCGAGUUCUUGUCUUUGAUGGCCCGAAAGAUGAAGGACACCGACACGGAGGAAGAGCUCAUCGAGGCAUUCAAGGUCUUCGACCGCGAUGGCAACGGCUUCAUCAGUGCCGCCGAGCUGCGGCACGUGAUGACCAACCUGGGUGAGAAGCUCACGGAUGAGGAGGUCGAUGAGAUGAUCCGUGAGGCUGAUGUGGAUGGUACGGGCCUCAGACUCGAGUGA